GUUAUUAAUGAUUUUAAUGUGGGCACAAAAAACAGGCCGUGCUCAUAAUGAUUUACUAACAUAUAUGUUUGCUUCUAAAUAGGGUCAAACUUAAACAUAUGCGUUAAGAAAUUGUUUGCUAUAUGUAUGGAAUACGGGAUAUGCAGUGAUGUAAGAAACUUGCGCCUUUAUCUUGCAUUACUAGCUACUAUACGUUACCAAGAAAACAGGACUGCAUGUUACGAAAAUCAGCAUAUAUUUAAAGAGAGAUAUGUUCACUUUUUCUUUAUGGAGAGACAAAAUUGUUGUAGAAAUGUGGAUAAUGGGAUGGAGGAAAGAAUAUCUGGAUUUAGUAUUGGCACCUCUGAGUUUAUUCAUAAUGUUUGGUUAUCAUCUCUUCCUUCUCUACAGGUACCUCAAACAUCCAAAAAGCACAGUCAUUGGUUACGAGAAUCACAACAAACGAGCUUGGGUUGAUAAAAUGAUGGAGAUUGAUGCUAAAGAGAGGCCUGCGAUAUCAGUUUUGGGAAACAGCAUAUCAGCAGCUGCUACUUUAUCAUCAAUUUCACUAGUUUUAAGCUCCUUAAUUGGAGCAUGGCUUGGGAGUUCCAACCAAACAGUAUUCACAAGCAAUCUCAUCUACGGAGACACCAGCCCAUCAAUCAUUUCCAUCAAAUACAUCUCCUUGUUAAUCUGUUUUCUUGUCGCUUUCGGCGCUUUUGUUCACGGUACGAGGUGUUUCGUCCACGCUAGUUACCUCAUGACCAUGCCUAUUAAUGCCGGAAUUCCAGUUGGGUACAUUGAGAAAGAAGUGAUCAGAGGGAACCAUUUCUAUGAAUUUGGGAUGAGGGCUCUGUAUUUUUCCACCACGUUUCUUGUUUGGGUUUUUGGUCCUAUUCCCAUGUUUGUUUCUUCGUUAGUUAUGGUGAUUUUGUUGCAUAAUUUGGAUACCAAUAGCAUGCCUAUGCUUCAGUUCGGUCCAUUGGGGCAUCAAGAGUUUAUGAGGACCAACAAAAUCACCAACCUCUCCAGCCAAGAAUAGCGAGCUUCGAACAGUUUCGAAGCAGCCCAUUCCGAAAUUAAUUAAAUAGGAAUUACUUUUAUGAUUUGUCUUUCCGUUUGUUUUCUACAAGGGAACAAUGACAAAGCUAUAUAUUGUAAGACCAAAAUAUCGCCGAAGAAAAGAAAUAUAAAUCGCAUAGGCUAGAACCUCAAAAUGUAAGGAUUGACGACGGAUUGAAAUGUCAUUGUUUACACCUCUUUGUAAGUCUUCCUUAUUGUAGCUAAUUUUGUCGUCUCCUUAUAACUAAACAAAGUGUGAAGAUUAGAAGGAAUAGGAGAAUGUCAAAAACGUAAUCUCUCAUCCACAUUACUAUUGAUUACUAUUAAGAACAUCAUCUAAUGGUAGAUACAAACUAGUAUUAUUAUCGUGUAAACAUGAUAUACCAGCACCAAUGCUUUGAGAGUGUACAUCGGUAGCAUCGCGCGGCACAACCGGCUGAGGAUUAUCUUGGAACUCACCCACUAGAAAAUGGUGAAAUUUACUCGUGCG
Oldenlandia corymbosa var. corymbosa is the source of this 1531-nucleotide messenger RNA. The record is from the annotation of a GenBank genome assembly. NCBI's taxonomy places the organism in Eukaryota, Viridiplantae, Streptophyta, Magnoliopsida, Gentianales, Rubiaceae.